GUAUAAAAGCCCUCUCCUGUCCACAGUCCUCCAUCAGCUUCAUCGCUUGCCUUCUCUUGCCUUCUCUUCAUCUGAGGAUCUGACUCACCUCCAUCACUCAACACCAUGGCCAACUGUGGACUUGCCUCUGCUGUCCCAUCUUGUGAAGCCACUCCAUCCGUUGCCUUUGGCUCCCGAGGAUUUGGAAGAAGCUAUGGUCUUGGCGCCCGAGGAUUUGGCGGAAAUCUUGGCUAUGGUUAUGGCUCUACCUUCGGCUUCGGCAAUGGAUUCAGUUCUGGCUAUGGCCUUGGGGGCAACGUUGCAGAUGCAGCCAGUUUGGGAGUCCUCUCCGGAGUGAACCCAUCUUGCAUCAACCAGCUUCCCCCAUCAGAAGCCGUGGUUGACCCAGCUCCAUUUGUGAUCACCAUCCCCGGCCCCAUCCUCUCCGCCACCCCCGAGCCUCUCCUUGUUGGAGGCAACACUCCUUGCGCUGUGAAUGGAGUUGGCCUUAGUGGAGUUGGUAGUGGAUUUUAUGGUGGGAAUUACGGUGGGGUUUAUAGUGGGCUAAAUGGUGGGCUAUAUGGUGGGCGCUAUGGGCGUUCCGGAUUCCUGGGGAGAAGAGGCAGCGUCUGUGGCCCCUGCGCGUAAGUUCUCAUGGACUUAUGGCCCUGGAAAUGGAUCAACGGAACAUCUCACAAUGGAACACUCAGGCCUGAGUUUAGUUGGGCUGAACAUCCCCUUCUUGGAUGACAUCCAUGGGAGCGGGCCAAUUUUCAGCACUACUAGACAUCAGAGCCACCUCUCUCUUUAACCGUCCUAAAUACAUGUCUCUCUGUUGUCCCCUUAUGUUUCCCUCUUUCUAUCCCCCCAAUUCUUCAACAUUGAAGAGCAUAGAAUGCCUGAACUCCUCUGUUAAUGUGCCACCCAUGUUCAGUGGAUACAUGGGAGGUGAGGCAAAGAAGUCACAAAAAUAUGUAAUACAACCUUUGCGUAGCCUUUUGUAACAAUAACUGCAACUGUACAUGUAAUGGAGUAGCUGUUCAUUCAUCUCUGUUCUUUAUGUUUUCUCCUUUUCUGAAUUCCGUCUUGUAUGUUUCCGCACUUCUAAUCUUUAAUAAAAUUGACUUUGCACGAUAA
This is a messenger RNA of Anolis sagrei ordinatus, 1116 nucleotides long. RefSeq names its product claw keratin-like. Gene Ontology annotation, molecular function: structural constituent of cytoskeleton. The record is from RefSeq and is a predicted model, not a curated record. Gene Ontology annotation, cellular component: intermediate filament. NCBI's taxonomy places the organism in Eukaryota, Metazoa, Chordata, Lepidosauria, Squamata, Anolidae.